Daktulosphaira vitifoliae (grape phylloxera) is the source of this 1865-nucleotide messenger RNA. RefSeq names its product macrophage metalloelastase-like. Bases 178 to 1647 code for a protein of 489 amino acids. Gene Ontology annotation, biological process: proteolysis; extracellular matrix organization; collagen catabolic process. The record is from RefSeq and is a predicted model, not a curated record. Gene Ontology annotation, cellular component: extracellular matrix. NCBI's taxonomy places the organism in Eukaryota, Metazoa, Arthropoda, Insecta, Hemiptera, Phylloxeridae. Gene Ontology annotation, molecular function: metalloendopeptidase activity; zinc ion binding. The transcript is spliced from 11 exons.
UAAAACUAAAAAAAAAAAACAAAUUUAUAGUAUUAAUUAUUUUAUGGUAAAAGUAUUUUCCAUUUAAUAGAUAAUAAUUUGUUACACAUUCGUUUAGAACUUUACUUAAUUUACAAAACAAUAAAAAUCGUUUGAAAUAUUAUAUAAAUUAGUUGACAUAAAAUAUUUUAAAACACGAUGAAAUUAUCUAAAGAAGUAUACAUGUUAAAUUUAAUAAUUUUAUCUUCUGCUUUUGUUGAAAUUAAAAAUAGAACUCAAGCAAUGGCAUAUUUGGCUGAAUUUGGUUAUUUAGAAACAGAAAUGCAAUUGCAACCACAAUUAGCACAUAAAUUAACUAAUAAAAUGUUUAAAGAAGCUUUAAUUGAGUAUCAACUUUUUGUCGAUAUAACACCAACUGGACUACUGGAUACGGAAACAUUAAAAGUUAUGAACACUCAAAGGUGUGGUUGUCAUGAUAAAUUUUAUAGAUUUAAAAAAGAAAGAUUUAAACGAUUUGAGAGGUUACCGGAUGGUUGGAGAUUAAAUGAUUUACACUAUAAAAUAUUAAACUAUCCUACAAGAGAACUUGAUAAUACACAAACGGAUAUAGAGAUUAAAAAAGCAUUUGAUCAGUGGUCUGAAGUAACACCAUUGAAAUUUACACAAAUUUAUUCAGGAACGGCACAUAUAAAUAUAGCUUUUAAAUCAAAUUUCCAUGGGGAUUUAAUGUCAUUUGAUGGUACAUUAGGAGUUUUUGCACAUACACUUACUCCUAGUAGAGGCAAUGUUCAUUUUGAUGAUUCUGAAACAUGGACAACGGGGACUAAAAGAGGUACUAAUUUAUAUCAAGUGGCUCUUCAUGAGUUUGGCCAUAUGUUAGGAUUAGAUCAUUCGAAAAUUAAAUUUUCUGUUAUGAGACCAAUUUAUCCGGGGUACAAUCCAAAUUAUAAAUUAAAAAAUGACGACAUAGAAGGAAUUCAAGAGUUGUAUGGUGAAAAUACUUCUAUGGAUAGACAAAAAAAAGUUAUUGCUAAAAGACAUACAAAUCAAGAAUAUAAUAAAUUUAAUAAAUAUCAUAAAGAUAUAUGCAAAAAUCCUAAAAUUGACACCAUACUUAUUUCUCGUGGUGGAGAAACUUAUAUAUUUAAAAGAAAUAUUUUUUGGAAGUUGACCACCAAACGAGAUUUUGAAGAUAGAUAUUUACAACUAAUUAACGAUGUAUGGAUAGGUCUACCAAACAAUAUUGACGCAGUAUUCACUUAUAAUAACCAAAAAACUUAUUUUUUCAAAGGCUCUAAAUAUUGGAGAUUUACUGAAACUUCUUUAGAUAAAGACUUUCCAAGAGAAAUUGCUUUCGGUUUUGCUGGUAUACCUAAUAAUAUUGACAGUGCAAUGAAUUUGAACGAUAAGAUUUAUUUUUUUAAAGGUGAAAAAUAUUGGGUAUACCACCCAACUAAAAAUCCUCCCGUAUCCAGUGAAUAUCCUAGAUCUCUGAGGGACUGGAAUGGUGUGCCAUCAAAUAUAGAUGCUGUUUUUAGUUUUAACAAUAGUAAUAUUACAUUCGUAAAAGAUGAUUCAUAUUACACAUUUAAAACUUCAACAUUUUUGGUCGAAAACUCUAAUAUUUCAUCUACUAGAAGCAUAAAUAAGGACUGGUUUUAUUGUUGAGAGUAAACUUACAAAAUGUGUAUUAUUGUUAGUUAAGAAUUGUAUUAUUUAGAAGCUAAUCUUCAUUCAAAUACUCGUGUCUUACUACUAACUAUACUACCAGCACAUAUAUUCAAUGUUUAAAUAUUAUAUAUAAGAUUGUAUAUACCGACAAAAAAUAUUUAUUAUUAACAGUUGUGUACUUUGAUUUAAUAAAAAAAAUGAUUUUUCUAGUGUAC